CAAGCUCUUGUCGUCCAACAGCUGGAUUAAAUGUCCAUACGCCUUUUCAUUUCUCUCGGCACAAUAGACACUCCCUACCAACAGGUGGCGGAGAUGUACCGUUUCCUCGUUUGACAACUGCCAAAUAAAACAGAGGAAGAAGAACAGCCAAACAACGACUGCAAGGCCAACGGGAUCCUCGGGGCUUCCUGCGGAGGCUAAACCUAUUCUCGUCGACGAGACACCGGGUGUCUUUGCCCGUUACCUUUGGCAGCUGGAGCUUCGGGAAGUCAAAGUCCCUUGGGAACUAUGGAGGCUCCUCCAGUCACCGUGAUGCCCGUGACCGGCGGCACCAUCAACAUGAUGGAGUAUCUCUUACAAGGAAGUGUGUUGGACCAGGCCCUGGAAAGCCUUUUGCAUCGCCUGCGCGGCCUUUGUGACAACGUGGAACCUUCCACCUUCACCGACCACGAGCUGGUUUACCUGCUGAAAGGCCAGCAAGGUAACCCUUUCAUCCUGCGCGCUCGCCGCUCACUGUCCCAGCCGGCAGCGCCGUGGCACCUGCGCUACCUGGGCCAGCCGGAGGUGGGCGACAAGAGCCGCCACGCGCUGGUGCGCAACUGCGUGGACGUGGCCGCCUCUCACAGCUUGCCUGAGUUCCUCAACGAGAUGGGCUUCCGCAUGGACCACGAGUUUGUGGCCAACGGGCAUGUCUUCCGCAAAGGCGCCAUGAAAGUAGCGGUCAGCAAGCUAUCGCGAAUCCUGGUGCCCGGCAACACGGACAACACGGAGCGCCUGUCGCUGUCUUACUUGGUGGAGCUGAGCGUGCUGGCGCCCGCCGGCCAAGACACGGUGUCAGAGGACAUGCGCACUUUUGCCGAGCAGCUCAAACCUCUGGUUCACCUGGAGAAGAUUGACCCCAGCAAACAGAGACAUUGAAGCGCCUCGCCAGUUGACACCCACACGUGAAAUCUCGUGUUUAUUUUCCCCCUCUCAGCCACACGCAGUGCGCCUUGGGGUGGACAGGACGACAUGUUGCUUCAUUUUGGGAGCCUCUGCCUACCCACAACAAACGAUGGAUGCUUUGCUGCUGCCAAACAUUUUACUCAAGUAGCUUUGCACAUCAAAACAAUUUUGGGCUCACUUGCAGUGUGAGCAGCAGUUUUCCAAACGGUGACAGUUUGGAGUUUCCCGACCCUGAUUAAGUCAAAGCGCCCACUUUAAAUAAAU
Messenger RNA from Syngnathus acus (greater pipefish), 1209 nucleotides. It is a transcript of the gene med18, whose product is annotated as mediator of RNA polymerase II transcription, subunit 18 homolog (yeast). Lineage: Eukaryota; Metazoa; Chordata; Actinopteri; Syngnathiformes; Syngnathidae. Gene Ontology annotation, molecular function: transcription coregulator activity. Gene Ontology annotation, cellular component: core mediator complex; mediator complex. The record is from RefSeq and is a predicted model, not a curated record. The transcript is spliced from 4 exons. Gene Ontology annotation, biological process: termination of RNA polymerase II transcription; regulation of transcription by RNA polymerase II. The coding region runs from base 289 to 918 and encodes 209 amino acids.